This is a messenger RNA of Astrephomene gubernaculifera, 488 nucleotides long. The record is from the annotation of a GenBank genome assembly. NCBI's taxonomy places the organism in Eukaryota, Viridiplantae, Chlorophyta, Chlorophyceae, Chlamydomonadales, Astrephomenaceae.
GACACGCAUUGCAAGCUGUGCGCCAGCGACGAGGACGCCCAGAAGCUGCUGUGCUGCGACGGUCUGCCGCUGUUCGGCUGUACGGCGGUGUACCACAUGUACUGCCUGGACCCGCCGCUGUCCCGCCUGCCGCCCGGGGACUGGUUCUGCCCCGAGUGCGCGCACCGGUUCAAGUACCAGGACAUUGAGAGGGUGCUGGACUACAGGGACGUGCCUGCAGACGAGGGCGGCAGCGGCAGGGAGGGGGAGGACGCAGGCCCCCCACCCCGCCGCGAGUACUACGUGAAGUGGAAGGGCGAGAGCUACCUGCACUGCAGCUGGGAGCCGGAGGAGGAGAUGGGCAAGAUGCACAAGAUGUUCCCCGCCAUCAAGGCCAAGAUACAGCGCUUCUGGAAGCUGCGGGAGGGGCGGCAGGCGGAGGAGCGGGAGGCGGAGGAGGCGGGCGAAUACAUCCACGGAGUGCACAGCAGCUGGCUGGAGGUGGAGCG